Molecule: messenger RNA, 552 nt
Organism: Recurvomyces mirabilis
Lineage: Eukaryota; Fungi; Ascomycota; Dothideomycetes; Mycosphaerellales; Teratosphaeriaceae
Gene: FES1
Product: hsp70 nucleotide exchange factor fes1
Exons: 2
Coding region: 1-552 (183 amino acids)
Cellular component (GO): endoplasmic reticulum
Molecular function (GO): adenyl-nucleotide exchange factor activity
Source: RefSeq, a predicted model, not a curated record
AUGGCCGACGGAACACAAUCAUCGCUGAACGGGCUCCUGAAAUGGGGUAUAGAGAACUCCGCGGCCACUCGCGACGACCCUAAUGCGCCAACCGAGAAUGGCUCACGAGAUCCGACCCGUGGUCUUGACUCUAAGAUGCUGGCUGAGCUGUUAGGAGGACCGUCGGACGCCGAUCGUAUGCGCGAAGCCAUGAGCGCCAUCGUCGCACCAGUUGAUCAAAUCGAUCUGGAUAACAAGAUGAUAGCAUGGGAUAAUUUCGAGCAGUUGAUUGAGAAUCUGGACAAUGCGAACAACAUGGAGCCGUUGGGUCUCUGGGCACCUCUGGUACAACAACUUGAGAAUUCUGAGCCAGAGAUGCGGAGGAUGGCGGCGUGGUGUUGUAGUACGGCUGUGCAGAACAAUAUCAAGAGUCAGGAGAAGAUGUUAGCAGUGGGAGGGAUUCCUAAGCUGGCGGGUUUGGCUACAGGGGAUGAGAACGCGGCGGUUAAGAAGAAGGCGAUUUCGGCGCUGAGUAGUGCUUGUUUGGAAGAGGAAGGGGUUGGAGGCGGGUGA